This is a messenger RNA of Neltuma alba, 2007 nucleotides long. RefSeq names its product protein SHORT-ROOT-like. The coding region runs from base 329 to 1789 and encodes 486 amino acids. NCBI's taxonomy places the organism in Eukaryota, Viridiplantae, Streptophyta, Magnoliopsida, Fabales, Fabaceae. The transcript has a single exon. The record is from RefSeq and is a predicted model, not a curated record.
AUCCCAUUCUCAGUCAAUAAAUAUCUCUCUCCACAAAAGAAUAUCCUAGAAAAGCAGCAUACUCGGGCCCACCUUUUUCCCUUCCUCAUCGAUUCCACAAAAACGAAUGUAGAUUUAACCCAAUUAGACUUAGAACCAUCCGCGCAUUUAUUGACAGAUUAACCCGUUAUUGUUCUCACUACGUUCCAAAAUCGACCUGGUUCCCCCUAAUCAUUCUCCACCCAAUUCCCACAGUUUAAAACAGCAUUAAAGCCCGUUUGCUUCUGUGGAGACGCAAGCUGUUAGCAGAGUCGCGUUAGUUUAUUGAUGUGGGUCUGUUGUGGAUUAGAUGAUGGAUACCUUAUUUAGGGUAGUCAAUUUUAAACAUCAACCUCAAUCUGAUCAAUCCCUCAACUCCUCCACCAGUCUCGCUUCUAGCAGCUCCAAAUCUUCCGCACAAAACUUCUGCUACCCCCCACCACCAGACGAAGAAUGCUUCAGCCUUUUCAUGGAUGAAGAAGACUUGUCCUCGUCUUCUUCUAAGCACUACUAUCCUUGUCAUCCCCAGCCUUCCUCCACUACCACCCCCAGUACCACCGCUGAUUUUUCCUUCUCACCCACCGGUGACUUCAACCUCGAAUUCUCCGGCAACGGCAAGUGGGCUUCCGAUAUCCUCCUUGAAACAGCUCGCGCCAUUGCCGACAAGAACAGUGCUCGUAUCCAGCAACUCAUGUGGAUGCUCAACGAACUCGCCUCCCCUUAUGGCGACACUCAUCAAAAACUCGCCUCUUACUUCUGCCAGGCCUUGUUCGCCCGCAUGACCGACUCUGGCCUCCGUACCUACCGUACCCUAACCUCCGCAUCUGACAAAAACUGCUCUUUUGAAUCGACCAGGAAGACCGUCUUGAAGUUCCAGGAGGUCAGCCCUUGGACUACCUUCGGUCACGUCGCUUCCAAUGGCGCCAUCUUGGAAGCCCUCGAAGCUGAGCCUAAAUUACAUAUACUCGAUUUCAGCAAUACUUAUUGCACCCAAUGGCCUACCCUUUUAGAGUCCUUGGCUACUCGCACUGACGAUGCCCCGCACCUCCGUUUAACCACCGUCGUCACCAGCCGACCUGGUGGUUCCACUGCGGCAGUUCAGAAAGUCAUGAAGGAAAUAGGUGCUAGGAUGGAGAAAUUCGCGCGUCUCAUGGGUGUACCCUUCAAAUUCAACGUCAUCCACCAUACCGGUGAUCUUUCAGAGUUGAACUUUGCCGAAUUAGAUAUUAAAGAUGAUGAGGCUUUAGCUAUAAACUGUGUGAACGCUUUGCAUUCUGUCUCAAUUGUUGGUAAUGGUAAUCAUCGUGACGCGUUGAUAUCCUCGUUUCGGAGAUUACAACCUAGAAUAGUUACAAUAGUGGAAGAAGAAGCCGAUCUUGAUGUUGGGUAUGAUGGUUUUGAGUUUGUGAACGGGUUUGAAGAAUGCUUGAGGUGGUUUAGGGUUUAUUUUGAGGCGUUGGAGGAGAGCUUCCCGAAGACGAGCAACGAAAGGCUCAUGCUUGAGAGGGGGGCAGGACGGGCGAUGGUUGACUUGGUGGCCUGUGAUCCGUCAGAGUCAGUUGAGCGACGGGAAAGCGCGGGAAGAUGGUCGCAGCGUAUGCAUGGGGUUGGGUUCAAUACGGCGUCGUUUAGCGACGAGGUGUGCGACGAUGUGAGGGCGCUUCUGAGAAGGUACCAGGAGGGGUGGUCAAUGACACAGUGCUCCCACGCCGGAAUAUUCUUGUCGUGGAAGGAUCAGCCGGUGGUGUGGGCCAGUGCAUGGAAACCUUGACGACAUGAUGCCAUGAGCGUGAUGUAUUCGCACGUGCUCUCGGUUUUUUUUCGCACGUGCGUGGGGCUAAAUAAGAGUCUGUCUGCGAUGUGUAUUUUCUUUCUCAUUUCUUAAUUUAAAUUUAUUAGGUUACGAAGACAUAGGGAUUGAGGAUGGUUGGGAGAUGAACUGGCUUGUGUCAAAAUUCGAAAAGGAAUGAAGCACAUUGGUUUUCGAUA